Xyrauchen texanus (razorback sucker) is the source of this 7936-nucleotide messenger RNA. Its product is annotated as protein Shroom2-like. Gene Ontology annotation, biological process: actin filament organization. The transcript has 11 exons. The coding region runs from base 711 to 5792 and encodes 1693 amino acids. Lineage: Eukaryota; Metazoa; Chordata; Actinopteri; Cypriniformes; Catostomidae. Gene Ontology annotation, cellular component: apical plasma membrane; cortical actin cytoskeleton; apical junction complex. The record is from RefSeq and is a predicted model, not a curated record. Gene Ontology annotation, molecular function: actin filament binding.
GAUGAAAUCUAAGAGGGAAAAUUCGUAGUGUCAGUUCGUACAGCAGUUGGAAAACUUUUAAUGUGGCUCGGGAAAAGAUACAAAGUGCGGUGUUGAUCCACUUGUUGAUUUGCGGUUAGCUGACUAGCUCCACCGGUACACAUACAUACACUUAGAUCAGGAUUGGACGAGCAUGAACACAGCGCAACCUGUAUGGAUCCUCUAUUAAUGGCGCUUACGUAUUGAAUCCGGGUGGUUGCGAGCUCUUCAGAUAUCGCAAUAAUGCUUUUAAAUUAUUUUAGGAAUUACUUGUUUUCGGUGGCGAGAGAAUUUUGAACUGAAUCCUUUAGCUAAUGCUAACAUAAUGGAAGGGGUUAGAUAAUACAACCGUAAACAGAAGCAAGUUUAACAUCUCUAUUCAUCGUGGGGUGUUUUUCAACAGUGGGAACCUAACUAUAUAAGUUUGGAAGUUUGUUUUGGAAAUUUCAUUUGAGGUUUAUUUAAUACUUUUUUCACAUGAUGGGCAAAGCCUCGUCCUGGACACAUCAAACAGAGGAGAUGAUGAGCUGUGAACCCAUUACUUGUUGCAUUUAAUUAUCUCAUGGAAUAACAUGAACAAAGUCAUACUUUUUGGACUAUGUAGGAUUUUGACUAGGAAACUGCCCCCGUUUUUAUUACAAUAAAACAGAAAUCCGGACAUAUUCUGCUAUUUGAAACUGACUGUUUUUGAAAUGGACACUGUCAACCAAUAUCCUUUAGACUCUGCGUUUGCUGAACGAGAUCACAGGAUCAUUUACAGUUCAGACAGAUCUGUGAGCUUUGAGGAACAUCAUGGUAGCGGUGAGGGAUGGACACAGGUGGACGUGACCCUCUCCGGGGGAGCACCAUGGGGUUUUACCCUCAGAGGUGGACUGGAGCAUGGAGGACCUCUUGUCAUAACCAAGGUGGAAGAGGGCAGUAAGGCUGCGGUUGCUAGACUGCAGGCUGGAGAUGAACUCCUCAACAUCAACAACAUUUCUCUCACUGGCUACCGACAAGAGGCCAUCUGCCUAGUGAAGGGUUCCCACAAGACUCUCAGCCUAGUGGUAAAAAGGAGAAAUGAACCCAUGAGCAGACCUCACUCCUGGCAUGCAACCAAGUUCAACGAGAGUCACUCAGAAGCCAAAACACAGUCCACACACUCACCAGUCCGGCAAACAAAAUAUGAUUCAAGUUCAUUCUCCUCUGACCUCUCUACUGAAUGGGAGAAAACAAAUCUACAGAGAGUGUCUGAUCAGUUCAGUUCCAUGGGCAGUAUGGACAGCCAAGGGCACAGCUCUCAUCCCUAUCCACCAGGCCGCCUUUCCCUGAGCAAGUCCAAAAAUAAUAGCGUUGAACAUUUGGGUGGUGGUAAACGAGACUCUGCAUAUAGUUCCUUUUCUACCAGCUCAGGAACGCCAGAUUACACACUGUCCAAAAGUAACACCGCAUCCACCGAGAACAUGCUGUACAAAAUUAAUCACUGGGACUCGAGUGGUAGGCACAGCAAUGGCAGGCACAGCCGAAGCCUAAGUGAAGGUGUACGACACGAAGAAAGGCCUGGAAACGUGCAUCAUCCCUCAAGUUCAGGAAGCUAUGAGAACCCAGGAACCGAAAAUCAGCCAGGCACUCGGCAUUCAAGCUCUGGAAGAGCUAAUAUUGGACCUGUCUGGCAUGUCCCAGAUAUGAAGAAAAACAUUGCAUCCUCUACCCCACCUCCUACUCCACCUACACGCAGUGAUAGUUUUGUGGCUACCAAGGUUCAUGAAAAGGGUUUGAUCUCAGGCAACUUUGAAGGUCUUGGAGUUCAUGCUCAGGUAAAGCCUCUAGUGAAAGGACUACACAAGGUUGUAGAAACCCAUGACAGCACUCUUAAGGGUCGACAUGAUUAUAACCUGCCAUCCAAAAACGAUUCCUCAAAUUCCUACAUUUCAACCGAUACCCAUCAUCAGUAUCCCCAGCGUAUGUCCUCAGACAAGACAUACUCCCUCUCGACCACAGACGUCAGAGAUAGACUUCCAUCCUACACCCAUAUUCCAUACCAUCCACGGCAAUACAGUGAUGAGAGCACUUUCCAUGCUCAAACUAAAACUGUGCCGCCAAUAAAGACUCCUUUCACUGGUUACUAUAGCAGUAUGCAAGAGCUACCCACAAACAACCAUGUGCUGCUAAAGAGCCAGAUUCAGGGUAGUAGCCCAGCUGCAUCUUUGUCCGGUCUACCCACUGAUCCUGAAACAAGCAGUCAUAGCUAUUGUUAUGGAGUCACCUCCCACCAAACCCCCCAGGGAAUGUCCCAGGGUUCUUUAGUGAGGGUUGAUGACUCUAGAGCUUCUUCAGUGUCAGAAAUGUCACACGGUGGAAGGGACAGGAUGUCCGUAGGUUCUCAAGGAGGAACUAAAGAUAGGUAUUUUCCACCUCAGUCAUAUCACCAUGACCCAGAUCAUAAGAAAAAUAAUGCCUGCUUCAAACUGAUUGAUAACCACCAUCGCAUCAGCUCUAAUCUCUUGAAUAUGCCCAAUUCAACAACCGCAAAACCUCCUGAGCUGAGGGGGAGCCAGAAGCAGAACCAUGUGUCCAGCUCAGAUAUGCACUCUGGUAGUUAUCCCCCCAGUAAGCAAACUGAACACAGAAGUGCUGGCAAUCUCCAUUCUAAAGAGUACUCUAAACAACCUUUGCCAGCUACAAAUGAGUCAAAGAUAUGUCCCCAGAAAACACCUAUGUUGUAUUCUCUUGCCACAGAGAACAAUGACAUGGAUGACUAUCAAGACGAGUUGAACAGUGGAAGCGUUCAACAGGAAGUCCUUGACAGCCAAAGCGGCAAACAGGCGAGACGUAAUGAACGCUUUGCCACCACUUUGCGCAAUGAGAUCCAGAUGAGGAGAGCCCAGCUUCAGAAGAGUCAAAGUGCAUCCACUUUAGGUAGUCCUGUUGAAGCUGUAGAAGAGGCUGCUAUCUGGAAGUCCGCUGGGAGUUCUUCUUCCUGCUCAGAUGGUUCUUUUUCCAAUUCUUAUAAAGACCAUCUAAAAGAAGCCCAAGCCAGAGUCCUCCAGGCUACAUCCUUUAGGAGGAAAGACCUUGAGCCAGUGCUGUUCGAGCAUCCAGGUACUGAGGCUGUUACUUGGAGAGAGACACCUGCUCUUCCAAUCCUAUCAGAGAUCACGCCUGGUAAACCCAUCUCUGGUAGUAAUCAGAUUCUUCGCAUUGGAAGUCGAAAGAGGUUUUCUGCAGAAAAGAAAAUUCUGUCUUUUUCUGAGCCGGAUAAAAUUCAUGAAGUUGGAGCUGAUGAACACUCCCCUUUGCCUGACAAUGCUGUAACCUUAGAAAAUCAUCGCAAAUUCUUUCAAGCGACAGGAAAACCAGCCUUCUCUAAACCCACACCAAAACAAAACCUGCAGGUAUUUGAAUACUCCAGACAUUCCAGGCCUGGAAGCAUUCACCACCCUGCAAAGAGCAACACCGCUGGGCGGAGUAACAAUGGAAGCACAACCCCCAGCGAACAACACCUUAAUGAUGAAGGUCAGGAUGGUCCUCACUCAGUGAACCGAAUAGCCAUGCUAGAACGACAGAGACUUGGCACAUUUGCAGAGUAUGAAGCCAAGUGGAGCACCCAGAAGAACACAACUGAACCAAGAGUAUCUGGAAAAUACCAUUCUGCUGAUAACAUCCUUGAUACAGGAAUUGAAAAACAGAGUAAGCCCACAUGUGUGCACGAAAGAUCUAGGUCCUCCCCUUCUGCUGACUUCUAUGGUCAGAAAGUUCCAGCUCAAGAAAAGAAGUCAGCUGAUUACUCCAAACCUGAGAGAAAUCUCUUCGACCAGGAUAAGAAUGAAAAAGGUCAAAAUCUCAUUAUGUCUCUUUCUUUUGAGCACAGCCACUGGUUCUAUACACCCAGCAGGUUAGAUAAAAAAGGAUACAGUGAUCUCAUUUACAAGGAGAAACCAGAAGCACCUCCUUCAGCUUUGACUGAAGACCUGGAGAAAAAGCCUUCAGAUCCUCCAGCCAGUCAUUAUAAACCUGGACUACAUUUCUCUGACAAUAGCACUCGCAGUGAACCAUCAGCUCUUUCCAAAAAUAAGAGCUGUGUUCUCCAGGCAUCUCUUUUGCCCCAUCUGGAUAAGUACAAAUGUCCUGAGGGCACACAUCCUCCUCUUGGAAAAUGUUGGGAGGUCCAGCCUGGAACACAAGGAGAAGUCUUGGCCUCACUCCCUCUUGCCAACAAUCUAACCUCCAUCCCCGUCUCAGCCACAGUUCACUGGAAGGGUUUGGAUUAUAGCAAAGGGCCAAGCGGGGAGGAGGAGCUACAGCAAGAGCUUGUGCCUCCUCCCUUUCCACCUCCUCCCCCUCCGACUGCCCUGCAAACCCAACAAACCACUGGCCUGACCCAGCCCACCAUGGAGGGGCAGCGUUCGCUUUCACCCCAGUUCGCUCCCCAGAGGCUGACGGACAAGCCCCCUGUCUCCGUCUCCAUACAGGAUGAAGCUCCUGGGAGGAUGGAGAGGCAUAAAGAUGAGAACACAUCAGUGAAAAAAGUGCCCAUAAAGAUUGUCCACUCCGAGAGUGACACAGAAAAAGAAAGUCGACAGUACCUUGACUUGUCCAAUGAGAGUCCACUAAGCUCUCAAGAAUCUGGAGUAACUCCUUUUCAGAGCUUGGGGAACCCUGAUCAGCCGUACUCUCUGUUCUGUACUUACACAAGGCAAAAGGACCAAGGACCUGAACCAAGAGACACAGUCAUGGGACUUCUGAAAGAACAGGAGCCACAAGCCAAUAUGAACCCUGUAUCUCAUGUGGUACAUAGCCUGAAGACGGGCCCUUUAUCGGAUCAGAGCAGCAACGGAAUGUCUUUGCAUUCCUCCCGGGUAGAGGAUGACGAAAAGAGACUGGAGCUGGCUAAAGACAUCAUGGACAAGGACAAAACCCUGGUGGAAAUUUUAGACCAGAGCAAGAUGAAAACCACCAUGGAUCUGAUGGAGGGGAUUUUCCCUCUGGGAGAGCAGCUACUGGAGGAGGCUCAACAACGCAGGAAGGCUGUACCUAAACAGCUCUCCCCUCGCAAUUCUGUGGAGAAGAAAGAGGAAGACAGUCCGGUGGCGGCCACUGCCUUAGUGACCAAUUCAACUUACUACAGUACAUCUGCACCUAAAGCAGAGCUGUUGAUUAAGAUGAAGGAUAUGCAGGAUCAGAGCGUGGAGCACAUGUCAGAAGAGGAAAUGGAAGAGGACAAUGAAAAUGAUCUCGCCAGCAAGAAGCAUGAGUUGAUUGACAGCCUCAGCAAGAAGUUGCAGGUGUUAAGGGAGGCUCAGGAAAGUCUACAGGAUGACGUGCACGACAACAAUGCUCUUGGGGAGGACGUGGAGGCCAUCGUACAACGUGUCUGCAAGCCCAAUGAACUAGACAAGUUCCGUAUGUUUGUGGGAGACCUUGAUAAAGUGGUCAACCUUCUGCUGUCUCUGUCUGGACGCCUGGCCAGAGUAGAGAAUGCCCUCAACAGCCUGGAGGAUGAUGCUUCAAUGGAGGAAAGGCGCACAUUGACAGAGAAGCGUAAACUGCUCAUCCGUCAACAUGAGGAUGCGAAGGAGCUGAAGGAGAACCUCGACAGGAGAGAGCGUGUGGUUUACGAGAUCCUGGCCAGUUACCUGGCAGAGGAGAGCAUGACUGACUAUGAGCACUUUGUAAAAAUGAAGUCGGCCCUCAUUAUUGAGCAACGCAAGCUUGAGGACAAGAUCAAACUCGGGGAGGAACAACUAAAGUGCCUGAUGGACAGUCUUCCAAUGGAUCAGAGGACAACCAACUGAGGACUUCAAACCUGGUCAUUGCAAUGAUCCAAAGCAUAUCUUCUGGCGCACCCUGAAUAACAGGCUUCCAAAGCAGUACUUAACAUGGGUUUAUUUACUGCAAGUGGAAUCCCUGCCUCCCUCCAGACACUAUUUUGGCAAGACUCUUUAUGUUUUUAAAACCCUGACAGUGCUGGGCACUUUCAGAUUGUGAUUUAAGCAAACUUGAUUAUAUAGAGAAUACUGUGGCUGUUACCUUUUUUAGAGCAGUCUUAGCCAACUCUUGUUAAAUGGAUAGCUCACCCAAAAAUGAAAAUUCUCAUCAUUUACUGACCCUAAUGCCAUCCCAGGUGUGAAUGACUUUCUUUCUCCUGCAGAACACAAAUACAGAUUUUACAAUGCAAGUGAGUGGUGGCCAGAACUUUGAUCCAAAAAGGACAUAAAGGCAGCAUAAAUGUAAUACAUAAGACUCCAGUGGUUAAAUCCAUGUCCUUAGAUGUGAUAUGAUAGGUAUGGAGGAGAAAUGGAUCAAUAGAAGUUUUUUUUUCUGUAAAUCAUCUCUUUCACUUCAGCCACCUACUGUUUGGGGCUGGUACAUUUUUUUUAUAGAGUUUUAUAGUAAAAAAAUACUUAAAUAUUGAUCUGUUUCUUACCCACACAUAUAUCGCAUCUGAGGACAUGGAUUUAACCACUGUUAUAUGGAUAAGUUUUAUGAUGCCUUUAUGUACUUUUUAUGUGCUGGUCACCAAUCACUUGCAUUGUGAGGACCAAUAAAGCUGAGAUAUUCUUCUAAAAAUCUUCAUUUGUUUUCUGCAGAAGAAGGAAAGUCACACAUCUGGCAUGGCAUGAGGGUGUGUAUAUGAUGAGAGUAUUUUCAAAUUUGGGUAAACUAUCUCUUUAAGCUUUCAUGACCUUUCAAUGUUACACAACCCAUAACAUUUUAUGAUGAAAUAAUAAUUUCAUGCUUUUCCCUUUUUUCAGAACUAUUUAAAUACAGACUAUAGCGCUGUUUGCACAAUGUACCUGUCUGUACAUGGUAUGUGUGCUCACUGUACUGUAGCUUUUUAACCACUAGAGAGCAAUGAAAGACACCUCCAUAAAGUGUCUUCCCUUAUAAAACACAUGCUAUUCAGACAAACACAAACAGAGAAUUGCAAAAGCAUCUAUGCAGGUAGCAUUAAUUUUCCACCCAUGCAUGUGACGCAUGUAUGCUGUGAUGCCAUUUACAUCAGAAAGUUGAAUGAACUUCUAAUAAUGAUAUUUUGAUGGUGCAUUAUUUCAAAUUACAUGCCCAACUAUCCUGGUCAUGUUAAAAAUAAUUCAAUGUUAUUUUUAGUAAUUUAUUUUAGCCUUUUGAAUCUUUGUAUAUAACUUGAAUAGACUAGUAUCGUACCCUCUCACUUUAUUUUAGCCAAGCAAACUACCAUACUUUUUAUAGAUGUAUUUCAACGUAAGAUGCAUUGUAACAUCAGAAUUAGGAUUGACUGUAUUCUUUUGUUUAAAGAAUCUAAGAGACUUGCCUAAACUAUGUAAUAUUAUAUCAUUAAGGAUUAAGUGCUUGUCUAUAAAAUACCUGCUGCCUUUUGCUCCAAGUCUCAUGUCUGUGUCAAGUCAUUUUAUUUUAUUUGUAUAGCGCUUUUCACAACACGCAUCGUUUCAAAGCAGCUUUAAAGAAAAUGAUUCUGUAAUGUCAUAAAUUGUCAUUGUGCAGUUUAAUCUUUAAGCAGAUAGCAAUGCAUUUGAAGUAAACAUAAAAUCAAAUUGACCCCAUUCACUUUCUCCAGUAUGUACUACUGGAGUCACAGAAUUGGAUGUACUGUAGCUGUAUUAUGAUUGGCUGAAUUUAUAAAAGUCCCAUCUGAUUGGCAAAACCAUACGUAUCGAUCUGCUGAGAUGCAAGGUCUACGUUAAUGGUGACUUUUCUGAGGGAGUAUGUUACAAAUACAUAUUAAAAUGUUUCCAUUCUGAAAACAAAAAGUAGUACUAUAUAAUAGUUGUCAUAAAUAACGGUUUAUCUUUUAGUGAAAUAUUCUGUCUAAUUUUCUAUUAGUUAGAGUAUACAGUAUAAAAGCACACAAAAAUAAAUACACAUUUGAAAUAACCUGCUUGUGCUGAGAGCUAAAACUACUCUAGAAAAAUGUUACAUUAUCAUAUACAUACACUAA